GGCAUGAAAUCGGUUUUGAUUUCAGUGACAAUUUAACUUUAGCAUUGAACGUAUCAAAAUAAGGAAUUUCGUGGAGUUUUAUACAUUUUAUUGAAGCGGAUUUUUUUAUAGAAGUGGAGCAGGAGAAUAAAUCUUUGAUAAUAGUGAAAAGUAAUUUAUUUAAACGGAAUUGGCCGAUUUUGGAGCCAGAUAAAAUGUUGACAUAUUACGCCGCGUUGUUUGGCCUCCUCGCGCUAUUAGUCAUCAUCAUCAGCGAACUGCUGCGCUUAUGGCAAUCACGCAAGUAUCCACGCGGACCCUGGGGCCUGCCCAUACUUGGCUAUUUGCCAUUUCUCGAUAAACGUGAACCGUACAAAACAUUAACGGAAUUAGCGAAACGCUAUGGACCAGUCUAUUCGUUGCGGCUGGGCAAUGUGAAUGUGGUGGUGUUGGCCGAUGCGGCGUCGGUGCGGGAAUUUUUGAAAUGCGAAGAAUUCACUGCGCGUGCACCGCUCUAUGUGACGCACGGCAUUAUGGGUGGAUUUGGUCUCAUCUGCUCGGAGGGCGCGCUGUGGCGCAAUCAACGCAAGCACGUCAUUGACUGGCUGAAAGACUUGGGCAUGACAAAAAAACAAGGCAACGCGCGUAAAUCAAUGGAGCAGCGUAUAAAGAGCGGUGUUAUAGAAUGCAUGAAGUCUUUCAGAGACGAUUCCAAGAAGCAUUCAUCUUUCGAUCCACAUCACGCGCUGCAACACACAUUGGGCAACAUCAUCAACGAUUUGGUGUUUGGCGUGAAAUACGCACGCGAUGACGUCACUUGGAAGUAUUUGCUGCAGCUGCAGGAGAAGGGUCUCAAGCUGAUAGGCGUCUCUGGUGCAGUGAAUUUCUUGCCAUGGCUAAGAUUCUUACCUUGGAACAUGCGUUCCAUACGUUUUCUACUCGACGGCAAGGCGCGCACACAUGAGAUCUACAACACUCUCAUUGCGAAGCGUGAGCAGUUGUGGGAACAACGCAAAGCGUUGGGCGCGGAGAAUUUCAAUAUUUUGGAUCAUUUCAUUGACGAACGCAAUCGACGUGAGUAUUCAGACAAAGCCGAAGAGCGUCUCUCCACCGACAUCUACUACACGCAGGAGCAGUUGCUGCAUCUGCUUGCUGAUAUGUUCGGCGCCGGACUGGACACCUCGCUGGCGACAAUGCGUUGGUUUCUGCUCUACAUGUGCAAGUAUCAGGAGGUGCAGGAGCAACUCAGAACGGAACUUCUCAAAAUACCAGAUACCGAAUUCGACUUGGAACAUCUGGAGCAGUGUCACUUCUUGCGCGCUUGCAUCUCGGAAAUACAGCGCAUACGCUCGGUUGUGCCGCUGGGCAUACCGCAUGGUGCUGUGGAUGAUUUCACCAUUCAGGGUCAUUUGAUACCCAAGAAUUGUAUGAUCAUCCCACUGCAGUGGUCUGCGCAUAUGAGUCGCCUCAAAUGGAUCGAACCGGAACUGUAUUGGCCCGGUCGAUUUUUGGAUGAUGAUGAGCAAUAUCGUCAGCCUGCUGAUUUCAUACCAUUCCAGACGGGCAAACGCAUGUGCCCCGGCGAGGAGCUAGCACGCAUGAUGCUCUUCCUCUAUUGUGGCUACAUAAUACGCAACUUCUACAUACGUUUAUCGCCCGAGUGUGAAGGCAUGAGCUCACGUGGUGAAAAUGGCAUCACUUUAGUGCCGGCAAAAUAUGAAAUCGUCGCAACACCUAUGCGCAACAUGAAGGACCUUGUUAAGGACGACGAUGUGGACAUGUACAAAGCGGUGGCAGUGAAGAAGGACAUCAAAUCAAACACAAUAUGAAUUUAGUUUAAAAAAAUCGCUUUUUAUAUAAUUUCUUUUCAAUAUGUAUAUGUGUAUGUGUGUGUUUGUUGUAAUUUCUUCACAAUUACAUACAAGUAUAUAUAAAUAUAUAUAAAUACAUAUACAUGGAAAUUGUUUAUUAUUUUAUUACUAUAAAAAUAAUAAAAAUAUAAAAUUAAUGUAACUAAUAAUUAAAUUGCUCG
Molecule: messenger RNA, 2011 nt
Organism: Zeugodacus cucurbitae (melon fly)
Lineage: Eukaryota; Metazoa; Arthropoda; Insecta; Diptera; Tephritidae
Gene: phtm
Product: cytochrome P450 306a1
Exons: 7
Coding region: 195-1808 (537 amino acids)
Biological process (GO): xenobiotic metabolic process
Cellular component (GO): cytoplasm; intracellular membrane-bounded organelle
Molecular function (GO): iron ion binding; oxidoreductase activity, acting on paired donors, with incorporation or reduction of molecular oxygen, reduced flavin or flavoprotein as one donor, and incorporation of one atom of oxygen; heme binding
Source: RefSeq, a predicted model, not a curated record